CGGCGCCGGCCCGGCUCUUCCCCGGGACGCGCGUCUGCUGCUGUUGCUGCCGCCCCUGCCGCCACCGUCGCCGUCGCCGAGCUCUACGGCCGCAGCCUCCCCCUCUCGGAUGGACGCUCUGCCCCGCGGUGGGCUCCACCUGAAAGAGGAGCCGCUGCUGCCCUCCAGCCUGGGCUCCGUGCGCUCCUGGAUGCAGAGCUCUGGCAUCCUGGACUCCAGCACCGCGGCACAGAGUGGCGUGGGCCUGGCAAGAGCACAUUUUGAAAAGCAGCCCCCCUCCAACCUCAGGAAGUCCAACUUCUUCCACUUCGUGCUGGCCAUGUACGACCGGCAGGGGCAGCCCGUGGAGGUGGAGCGCACAGCCUUCAUCGACUUCGUGGAAAAGGAUCGAGAGCCUGGGACAGAAAAGACAAACAAUGGCAUCCACUACCGCCUUCGGCUGGUGUAUAACAAUGGACUCCGGACAGAGCAAGACCUCUAUGUGCGCCUCAUUGACUCCAUGUCUAAGCAGGCUAUCAUCUAUGAGGGACAGGACAAGAACCCUGAAAUGUGCCGAGUGCUGCUCACUCACGAGAUCAUGUGCAGCCGGUGCUGUGACCGGAAGAGCUGUGGAAACCGGAAUGAGACACCCUCAGAUCCAGUCAUUAUUGACAGGUUCUUCCUCAAAUUCUUUCUCAAAUGCAACCAGAACUGCUUGAAGAAUGCAGGGAAUCCCCGAGACAUGCGCCGCUUCCAGGUGGUGGUGUCCACAACAGUGAGUGUGGAUGGACACGUGCUAGCCGUGUCUGACAACAUGUUUGUGCACAACAACUCCAAACACGGCCGCAGGGCCCGACGCCUGGACCCUUCUGAAGGUCAGGACUCCCAGUCCAGCCCUGGCCAACCUCAGAGUCCACCUUGGUACAGUCCCCUGACCUGGGUCCUCUCCUACCUCCCAGCUGCUACCCCCUGCAUCAAGGCCAUCAGCCCCGGGGAGGGCUGGACCACGGGAGGCGCCACCGUCAUUAUCAUCGGAGACAACUUCUUCGACGGGUUGCAGGUCGUGUUUGGCAACGUGCUCCUGUGGAGUGAGCUCAUCACUCCCCACGCUAUCCGGGUGCAGACGCCACCAAGACACAUUCCUGGGGUAGUAGAAGUGACCCUCUCCUACAAGUCCAAGCAGUUUUGUAAAGGAGCCCCCGGCCGCUUUGUCUACACAGCCUUGAAUGAACCUACCAUUGACUACGGCUUCCAGAGGCUACAAAAAGUCAUUCCCAGACACCCGGGGGACCCAGAAAGGCUGCCCAAGGAAGUGCUGCUGAAACGGGCGGCUGACUUGGCGGAGGCCCUGUACGGAGUGCCCAGCAGUAACCAGGAGCUCCUCCUGAAGCGUGCGGCGGAUGUGGCCGAGGCUCUGUACAGCGCCCCGCGCGCACCUGCACCCCUCGGACCCCUAGCCCCCAGCCACCCACACCCCACCGUCGUGGGCAUCAACGCCUUCAGCAGCCCUCUGGCCAUCGCCGUCGGGGACGCCACACCGGAGCCGGGCUAUGCCCGCAGCUGCGGCAGCGCGUCGCCCCGGUUUGCGCCCAGCCCUGGCUCUCAGCAGAGCAGCUAUGGCAGUGGCCUUGGAGCUGGCCUCGGCAGCUACGGUGCUCCCGGUGUGACUGGCCUCGGUGUGCCCGGGUCCCCUAGCUUUCUCAAUGGCUCCACCGCAACCUCACCUUUCGCCAUCAUGCCCUCUAGCCCCCCGCUGGCGGCUGCCUCCUCCAUGUCCCUACCGGCCGCUGCCCCCACCACCAGCGUCUUCUCCUUCUCGCCUGUCAACAUGAUCUCCGCUGUCAAACAGAGGAGCGCCUUCGCCCCUGUGCUGCGCCCACCCAGCUCCCCAUCCCAAGCCUGCCCCAGAGCCCACAGAGAGGGGCUUCCAGACCAGCCUUUUGAAGACACUGACAAGUUCCACUCUGCAGCCCGGGGGCUCCAGGGCCUGGCAUACUCUUAAUUAUGGUCUGCAGGUGCUGCCCCAAUGAGGCUGACCGAUGGGCCUUCUGGAUUCAUGUUCAUGGCUGGGAUGGCAGCACAAACAGAUAGAAGGUCAAGACUUUGGGUAGACCUCAAUCCCUGGGAUACACAGGGAGAGGCCUUCACCUCUGUGCUCAAGGCCCCCGCAUAGCCACAGACCCUCAUACUUACCUCCCUUUCUUGGGACACAUUAGAAGCCCAGCACUGUGAGGAUGCUCUUGGCAAGAGAGCAUCAUAGGGAGGUAUUGGGAUGUCGGACCUUACCCACUGGAUUGGUUCCUCUGUAAGAGGUGAAUUUGUGAAGACCAGAGAUGUUGGUAAGAUGAGCAAGAAUUAGGAACCAUGGGAAAGGGAACAUCUCAGGGAGAGGUGAUCUGGACGGGGUCCUGUUUGCAUCUGACCAAUCUUGCCUGGCCUAGCAGCCCACCUCAUGAACAAGGUGGUGUCUAGCAGUCUCAGGAGGCCCAUUCAGGCUCCCAUGGAGCUGCCCACAUGCCACUGGACCCCAAUGGCUGCCCUCACUUCCUUUGAAAGUAGCACAUUCAUGCAGAUCCCAGCAGGCCUCCCUGUGAGGGAAUUUAGGCAUGGAAGAUGCACAGAAGGGCCUCCUGAAUUUUGACUCUCACCCCAAUGGAUGUUUCAUGAAUUUUGUCCCCCUAUCACCACACACCCAACUCUAGUUGGCCCCAAAGAACAGCCCGGCUGCCCCUUGGUAGCCUCACACUCUGCUGGGUUUGGACAAAAUGGAACAAUAAACCAGAUGCAGGUGGCCA
This is a messenger RNA of Mesocricetus auratus (golden hamster), 2774 nucleotides long. It is a transcript of the gene Ebf4, whose product is annotated as EBF family member 4. Bases 110 to 1981 code for a protein of 623 amino acids. Gene Ontology annotation, molecular function: DNA-binding transcription factor activity, RNA polymerase II-specific; RNA polymerase II cis-regulatory region sequence-specific DNA binding. Lineage: Eukaryota; Metazoa; Chordata; Mammalia; Rodentia; Cricetidae. The transcript is spliced from 17 exons. The record is from RefSeq and is a predicted model, not a curated record. Gene Ontology annotation, biological process: regulation of transcription by RNA polymerase II.